AGUGGAUCUUAUUCUUUACUGACUGUCUUGGUGGUGUUCUUUGCUUGUGUACUUACUUCCAUCUUGAUCGGUUUAGCUUUGCCAUCACCUUAUCAUGUUGUAACCGCCUCAUCCCGCGGUCGAUCCAUUCAAUUCCGUCCAGGUCAUACUCCACCAGUCCACCUCACGGUGAAUCCUCCGCCACUUCGGCCUGACGUGCCACAGCACAUCUCUGAUCCUUCCCCUUACCAACAUAUUAGACUCCUUGUUCCCUUUCCUGCAAGCUCUUCUACCUUUUAGGGCUGAGAUGUUUGCCGUUUCUGCACCUCCCAUUGUCCGUCCCAUCUUCCGGUGACCAUGCCAAUCUUUCAAUAUAUGGACCCCGAACGGUCCAGUGACUUAUGGUCUGAUGACCAUUGCUCAGGUCAAGAGACUCAAAAUCGAACCUUAGCUCCCAGGGAGGACUCUCAUAUUUCUUCCUCUGGGUUGCGCCCCUCCUCUAGGGACCAGUAUAGUAACCCCGAAGGUCCCUCGCCGUUCGAUGUAUAUGACGCAAACGACCGCGGGAAAUCUAUAGAGCGGUUCGGAAAUAUCGACGAUUUGAAAUGGAUUCACCAUCGCUCCCUGGGAGAGGCGAAUGCCAGUCACGAAGCUCCCCCUUAUAUUCCACAAAAAUACUCCGCUAUGAGGGAUCAACUAAUAGAAUUAAAUGAUGCGAGUGAUCAGCUCCCUUCAGACGACCAACAGCUGGCGUCUCCUGCCGAUAUUGAGCGUCCUCGUUCGGCCCUACACUCUGGAGAUUUCCGAGAAGGUAGCUCGCAGAACCAGAUUCGACAUCGAUCACAAGACCCGGCAUCGCCUAGCUUUGCUCACGACGUACACUACUCGCCUUUCAGCUCUUCUCCGACUUCCCCCUGGUUCAGCACAACCGUGUUUUCUGCUGGCUCUGAACGACAAGUCCCAUCACAUCCAUCUACAAACCCGGCAGCACGCUCUCGUGCCCCCUCGCUGGGAUCGUUCUCGUCAAGUUAUGUACUCAAAGCGCCCACGAGUCCACUCGUGCACCAAGCCAACAUCACAGAUCUGGACUUCUCUCCACGACCGGAACAUUUUAGCUAUAUUGGCUCCUCUGAGAAAGCCAGCCGCCGGCGCACACUUCCGCCAGAGACUUUUCGAGACAUGCAGAUUCCUGAUUUUACCCAUAGACGAGAGACGCAUCUUCAUUCAGACUCAUUGAUGAGGGAAUGGAACAAAGCCUUGACCCAUCAGUCCCAACCACCAAGACGGUCUCUGAACUCGGGUUAUACCCUCCAGCUUGCUUCGUCGGUUCAGACAGCGCAUUCCAAAUUUAGGCGACCCUCUAUUGGCUCCGAGGUCUCGUCCAGAGCAUUGGCGCCAAUGGUGGGCUCAUACGAGGAGUCCAUUCUUCGAGGAAGGAUGUCGACGAACCCUUCCAAACCGCUGGACUUCACUGCACAGAUAGGGGUUCUGGGUAAAGGCAAAUGUAAAGGCAGCCUUAAGUGUCCGCCCCAUGUCACGAUUCCAUUCCCUGCCGUGUUUUACAGCUAUCCCACCUCAGGAUGUGGGCGUUCAAUAUCGGACGAUAGCCCCAGUCCGUAUGUGGGCAUGAUUGACCUUGAUAGUUCCCUUCCCAAGGACACAUCGAGCGACACUCGACGCCGGAAACACCGUCAUCAAAGCCCUGGGAGCAUGCAUAAUGACCAACACAUCCGGUCUCCACUUGACGCAAGGUCGAAUGAUCAAGAGCUUCUACGUCUUUUGGAGAAAAAGCAUAGAAGGGCGGAGUCCCCAAAAUCGCCGCCGGGCGGCUGUUAUCGGAUCCCGCAGCAAGGCCAAUUACAGGUUAUGAUAAAGAACCCGAACAAAACUGCCGUCAAGCUGUUCCUCGUUCCUUAUGACCUCACUGAUAUGGAGCCCGGAACUAAGACGUUCAUUCGCCAACGGAGCUAUUCCGCAGGCCCCAUAAUCGAUAUGCCCCUGAGUGCGCGAAAGAAUUACGGGACGGAUCGUCCUGAGGCAUCUCUGAAUGCUUCGGAAGAUCCAAAGGACAAGCCAAUUCUACGUUACUUGAUUCACUUAAACAUUUGCUGCCCUUCAAAAGGUCGAUUUUACCUGCAUUCAAGUAUCCGUGUUGUCUUCGCCAACCGAGUACCCGACGGCAAGGAGAAGCUACGAAAUGAAAUUCAACUUCCUUACCCGCGCUAUUCACCUUACAAGGCCUCACGAGAGGCCCACCCAGUACAUUCGAGUUCUGUGGGCGAGAAGCGGUCGCGAAAGUCAACGCCUGGCCAUCCUUGCCAUCCUGGGAAGCCUGAACUUCACGGCUCUGCCGAGAUGUCUCAGCCAGGCUACCCGUCCCAUUUCCAAUGCAACCCGUUCGCACGGCAUAUUACGACUCACGAGGUGUCCACUCUUCCAAGUGACGGGAACUUCGUUGGGCGCGAGCCGUCGCCACAUCCUCUCGCAGGCCGCCUACCAACGAGAAGGCACGUCAGUCCAUCUUACGCAGACGCUGAGCUGCGCAACACUAAAGUUGGGCUGUAUAGCAAGCUCCAUAAGGGCGAGCACGGCUACGGCGGUUAUUCGCCCGGUGGAACCGAAGUCGGUGACAGUCUCCUUGCACAGCGACUAAGGGGCCUGGAUGUCCAAAGACAUAAACACUUUCAUCCCCACUGAUUUGCUCUCGAUGAGCUAAGCGCUGAUGUGUAAACUGGUCUGUGACCGUUCCAGCGCGAUCGGUAAAAUCUAACAUUCUUCCGUUCCCUUACCCGCCCUCCGAAGGCGAUGUGUACCUCAACCGGUAUCCCUUACUUUUGCGGUGAUGCUUUAAAGAUCACACCCUUCCCCCGCUAAAAAGCAGCUCAUACGAAUGGGAUGCAGGCUCAUCUCACGAUCUGUUCAUAUCAGUGUCCGUUUAUAUCCUUUGCUAAAUACCGACCCGGGCCAAAGGGUACGAGUACUCCUAUCGGACUAGCUUUCUAUACCCAACAUGUCUAUAGCUUUCAUAAUCCCCUCCUUUCUGAAAUCGUCGCCACUGUGUGUGCU
Messenger RNA from Aspergillus aculeatus ATCC 16872, 3045 nucleotides. RefSeq lists its product as uncharacterized. Bases 337 to 2676 code for a protein of 779 amino acids. The transcript is spliced from 2 exons. The record is from RefSeq and is a predicted model, not a curated record. NCBI's taxonomy places the organism in Eukaryota, Fungi, Ascomycota, Eurotiomycetes, Eurotiales, Aspergillaceae.